Messenger RNA from Eupeodes corollae, 1413 nucleotides. RefSeq names its product bladder cancer-associated protein (gene bc10). The coding region runs from base 226 to 465 and encodes 79 amino acids. The record is from RefSeq and is a predicted model, not a curated record. The transcript has a single exon. NCBI's taxonomy places the organism in Eukaryota, Metazoa, Arthropoda, Insecta, Diptera, Syrphidae.
UGCUGUCAAACAGUUGAAUGAUUUUUUCAUUCUGGAGCUUGAGAAUCGCGAAAAAUAUCAAAAGCUUUGUUUUUCAUAUUUUAAAUAAAUAAAAUUAACAUUAAUGGCGACCCAAAUAGUUUGUUAACAUUAACUGCCUUGCAGUUCAAUAAAAACAACACCCAACAAUACCUGUGGCAUUGAAAUUUAUUAAAGACUUGGUAGACUCUUCUUUAUUUGUAAAAAAUGUACUGCCUGCAAUGCCUCAUCCCAGUGCUCCUGAUUCCAAAACCAACGAAUCCAGCUCUAAUGCAAACCCAUGUCAUGUUCAUUGUUCUCUAUCUAAUUGGUUUCUUCCUCGAACGUAAGCCCUGUACCAUCUGUAGUCUGGUGUUCCUCACAGCCGUAUUCUUGAUAUGCUACAGUGGAGUGGGAAAUUGCAUUUUUUGGGGCAAUUGCGAGGGUCACCAGUGCGACAAUGGAUAGAAGACAACACCCGCAAUCAUCGAAUCAAGUGCGAAUUGACUCGAUGAGCCCUCAUGCAGAGCAUCAACAUCUACCUACCUAAGCAACUAGUAAUCUUAACCUUAUCUAAAACUUAUCAACUACCGCGAACUGUGUUGACUCUCUGAGCCCUUGCCCGCGCCUGGUUCUCCAAUGCCAGCGCAACAAAAUUAUUAUUAAAAAUACCAAAAAUACCCGAAAGCUAAAUUGGAAUUUUUGUUAUAUUUACAUAAAUUUGAGAGAAUAUUUAUUUUUAAAUAAAAAUAAAAAUAAAAAUACAAAUAAAGAAAAAGAAAAAGAGUGAAAAAUGUGUAAUACUCAAAGAAAACUAAUUUUAAUCAGUUGUAUCUAAAUUUGAUUGUGUUUUAUGUUUAUACGAGUAAAUUGCUAUUGUAGUGAAAUAAGUUUUUGUAUUUUAUUACUUAAGAUUUGUGACCUGUUUUAUAUCGAGGGAUUCCCUGCUUUCUGGUAGUCUUAAUAACUAAAUAUAAACUUUAUUCGAUUCUCUCUCAUGCUAGUAGUAGAACUAAAUAGAUCCAAUUUAGUACGAAAGAAACGAGCUCUGCAUACAAUUUUUCGUUUGAUUAAUUUAUUGUUGUAUUAACGAAUUUUUGUAAAUAUUGUUAGGGAAUAAAUCAAAUGAAAAAAUGCUUUCAUUAAUGAAAAUUAUCGAUAUAAAUAAUCAAAGUUUUUAUUGUAAAACAAAAAUUAUAAAAAAAAACGAAAACAAAACUAAUAGACGCCAGAGAAGUAUAACAUGUAAAAUGUAGCACGCCUUUGAAAAUUUGCGGUUGAUUAAUUAUUAUACAUAGAUCUUAAACUUGUAAAACAUUUAAAUAAUUAUGUAUGUAUGAUUAUGAUUUAUAUUGGUUUUUAGCGAUAAGUUAUUUUUAAAUAAACGAUAAAAUAGUAAUGAUUUGAAGUUUGAAA